This is a messenger RNA of Colletotrichum abscissum, 405 nucleotides long. RefSeq lists its product as uncharacterized. The record is from RefSeq and is a predicted model, not a curated record. NCBI's taxonomy places the organism in Eukaryota, Fungi, Ascomycota, Sordariomycetes, Glomerellales, Glomerellaceae. The transcript has a single exon. The coding region runs from base 1 to 405 and encodes 134 amino acids.
AUGCAUGUCUUCCCGCAUGAAUCCAUCGACUUGGUGGCUGGCGAUUCUAAGCCCCCUUCUAGAAGCAUGUCACUCACCGAGGACCGCCUCUCACUUGAUCAAACGUUCAAGUUGGUGGAGAAACCCCAGCACUUGCAGUUGUUUCCUCGCUUCGCGCCGUAUGGCCAAGACAACUCUAUCCCAUCUUCACCCUACGCGGAAAUGGCCCGGGGGCUGAUGGAGCUUUACGACGUUCGACAUGCCCGCUCAUUUGAGGCUCCCCAUGGCCAAGGCCGUCUUACGGAGGUCGAAGCCUUGUGCUGGUGGGUUGCCAUGACCCCAUUCUACCGCCUGCUCGUGUAUCUGUGCCGCUUGACGUCUCGCUGCCACCUUUAUUCCUUCCAGCUCCAAGGCGGUGAAACUUGA